CGAAUAUCUAUUUCGCAUCGGGUUCGGGGUUCUUAAAGUCUGUCGUUUGGUUGUUUGUUGGUGAUCAUGAUGGCAUGACGAAUUGCAAGGAUUUUCUCCACUUCUAGGUCAUUCUGUGAGUCUGCACACAUAUAAUUCAAGAAUACUUUGAAAAUAUCAAUAUGGCUUCUGAAGUUGAUGAUGAUCAGAUUUGUGAAAUGGAGUCUGAAAAUGAAGAUUCAAGAGAAAGUUAUAGUACUGAUACACGCUGUAGUUCUCCAUACAGAAAUGAUGACGAGUCAGAAGACUCCAAGGAUAGUGACUUCAUUCCAGAAAAAGAAAAGCCAUUUAUAUGCUCACUUUGUGACAAAACAUUCAGUUUAUCCUACAGUCUAAAGAAUCACUUGAGGGUCCAUACCGGUGAAAAACAUCCUAACCUUCACAAAUGUCAUCUUUGUCCAAAGGAGUAUGUUAAAACCUCAACCCUGCGAACUCAUUUCCGAAGGCAUCAUGCGGACUCUGAAGACAAACCUUUUAAGUGCCUUGUCUGUGGAGAGUCAUUUUCUCGCCUGGUUGAGCACAAUCAUCAUUUAAAAAAACACAAGGAUUUCAAGCCAUUUAAAUGUAACAUAUGUGGAAAAGGAUUCACUCGAGAAAUGGGUCUUAAUCUGCAUGUUUUAAAUCACACAGUAAGCAGGCCUUGGAGUUGUGAGAAUUGUAGCAAGACCUUUACGAACAAAUUGCAUCUACAACAGCACCAGAAAUCAAACUGUUUGAAAGUUUAUAACUGUGAUAUAUGUAAGAGAGUUUUGUCUUCAAAACAAUCAUUAACUCUUCAUAAAUUAACUCACAGUGGAGUAAAAAACUUUCAAUGUGAAGUGUGCAUGAAGAAAUUUAGGGCAAGGGAUUCACUUAAUAGACACAGUAGGAUACACACAGGAGAUAAGCCAUAUGAAUGCCAAGAGUGUGGAAUGAGAUUUAUACGCAAGCGUAAUUUGGAUGAGCAUAUGUCUACACAUACUGGCAACAAGCUGCAUCUUUGUGAAGUCUGUGGGAAGGAAUUUAAUUCCAGCACAUACUUUACGGCACACAAGAGAAUACACAGUGGCGAACGCCCAUAUGUAUGUGAUACAUGUGGCAAAACAUUUCUGCAAAGUGCGCAUUUGAAAAGGCAUGAACAGAUUCACACGGGGGUUAAACCAUAUGUGUGCCAGGACUGCGGCAAGGCAUUUAAUCAGCUUGCUAAUUUAAAAGUGCAUGAAAAGACUCACUUAUCUAAUGAACAUAAAAACUCAAGGGGUCGUAAAAAAUCUCAUUUGUAAUAAAUACAUGAUCAUGUAAAUAAUGGUCGUGUACACUGAUGUACACGAUUAAAAGAUUUCAUGUAUGCAAAUUAAAUUAUUUUCAU
Saccostrea echinata is the source of this 1387-nucleotide messenger RNA. Its product is annotated as zinc finger protein ZFP2-like. The coding region runs from base 162 to 1301 and encodes 379 amino acids. The record is from RefSeq and is a predicted model, not a curated record. Gene Ontology annotation, biological process: regulation of transcription by RNA polymerase II. Lineage: Eukaryota; Metazoa; Mollusca; Bivalvia; Ostreida; Ostreidae. Gene Ontology annotation, molecular function: RNA polymerase II cis-regulatory region sequence-specific DNA binding; DNA-binding transcription activator activity, RNA polymerase II-specific. Gene Ontology annotation, cellular component: nucleus. The transcript has 2 exons.